Messenger RNA from Durusdinium trenchii, 411 nucleotides. The record is from the annotation of a GenBank genome assembly. Lineage: Eukaryota; Dinophyceae; Suessiales; Symbiodiniaceae.
AUGUCUUUCCACCUUCUUUCCCUGCUGGCUCCCUGCUCAGCGCCGCAGGCCAUCAACCGGAUGAAGCUCCAAGGGGUCAGCAAGGACCAGCAGGAGGUGCAGAUUCGAGAGCUGAAGCGCCCACGGCUGAAGGGCCAGAAUCAACGACUUGGGAUGCCUUGCCAGGUGAUUCUGGAAGAAAUGGAUGCCUUGCUCCGCGAGCGAUCGGAGAGCGCUAAGGCCAGCGCUGAGAUGGAGUCCAACGAGUUCAGUACCGAGAACGUCCAGGAAAGCGAUCUUUUCAGAGUCCAAGAGGAGGCAGAGGAAUCCGCUGAAAUGGAAGACUCGCGAAUGCAGGAGUCGACGGAGCCAGCUCCAUCAGACCUGCAGGAGGAGGAUCCUGAGGUGGAGCCCUCUGAUCCGAUGGCCUGA